This is a messenger RNA of Sphaeroforma arctica JP610, 1030 nucleotides long. RefSeq lists its product as hypothetical. NCBI's taxonomy places the organism in Eukaryota, Ichthyosporea, Ichthyophonida. Gene Ontology annotation, biological process: transcription by RNA polymerase I. The transcript has 5 exons. The coding region runs from base 69 to 698 and encodes 209 amino acids. The record is from RefSeq and is a predicted model, not a curated record.
CAAAUAGAUAUCCCACCUAGUAAAGAAGUUCCGAUAACUUUUGUGCGCAGAUAUUGGAUCAAGAGGAUAUGGCUGGCGUUAAGCGGAUACCGAAUGGGUUUACACAUGCAAGUUCCGGUGACAAGGGGAUUCAACUUGGAGAUAAUGAAGAGCUCUGGUUGUUUUCUUUGCCCGUGGACUUCGAUGUCAAGAAGCUAGAUGGUAUAAAACUCCAGGAGAAAGGUGCAACACCAAUUACAAGUGCCGUUGAGGGUGACAAGGACUACAUGAUCUCAUAUCCCAAACCCGCAGGCAGCGAGAGUAUAUGUUUACUACCGCUAGCGACUGUGUUGGGCCGGGAUGGUCUACAGCGUGGAAAUCCCUUCACGCGUGAGGUGACAAUAUCGAGGGACUUCGCAAUACCUGAGCCAAAGAAGGGCACAUACGACCCACCACUGUGUGUACCACCGAAAGAUGUAAAACCGAGGUAUAUACCCUUUGGAAAUGGCGUUACAACGCGCAGUGCGGGGAAACGAAAGGCAUCAGAGGUAAGAGAGCUCGCAUCUUCAGAGGUGACUAGUCCGAAGAAGAAGCGAAAGCGAAGUGAAACGAAGGAGGAGGAAGCUGCACCUGUGGAAGCUAGUUCAAGCAAGAAGAGCAAAAAGAUUAGUAAGGAUUCGCUUUUAGCGAAGAAGAAAAAGUCCAAGAAGAGCAAAUAAGGCCAUUUCUACAUACAUCAGCGCACUUACUAAUAAUAAUAUAGAAUUAAAGGCAAUUUUGGGUCAUUAAAAUACAAAUGGGCAAAAUAUCCAAGGUUAUUGUUAUUUAUGUGGAAGAAAUCAAAUAGGACUUGGCCUGAUUGGACUGGUAGUGUGUGACUCGCUGUGUCCCAAAUUCCCAAUCCCUGGAUCCCAACUUCCCAAGGGACAGAUACAUAUUUUGUCAUUAUUCUAGGAGGCUAUGCAUCAAGAGACCUAAGAACAAUGCAUGUUAGCCUCCUGAAAAAAGAACAUUUCAGGAGGCUAUGGCAAUAAUGGCAUACAUAUUUGAG